Molecule: messenger RNA, 5032 nt
Organism: Annulohypoxylon truncatum
Lineage: Eukaryota; Fungi; Ascomycota; Sordariomycetes; Xylariales; Hypoxylaceae
Exons: 4
Coding region: 680-4360 (1226 amino acids)
Source: RefSeq, a predicted model, not a curated record
UUGUUCCCUUUUCAACCUUUUUUAACCCGCCCCCAUUCGAUAUCUUUAAUUCUCAACCUCCGUCAAGCUCACCACCACGAAGGAUCUGGAAUUACUAGAUAUCGUUGUUGUAAACAGGUCAUACUCGUUCUUCACUUCGGCCCUUACAAUUCCUCCAUUUCUAGGUUCUUUCGUCAGCUGUUUGUCCGUGAACACUUGCGCCGGGUACGAACGGGCGUUACAUAUACCUCACUGGUUAAUAAUAUUCUGUGGCGCUUAAUUGAUAUCAAGGCAAGGAACUUGAAGGGUGAGAAUAAAAAAAAGGAGGUUCGCAGAAGGUAGGUCAGUCAAUACCCAAACCAGCCCACCAACCAACUACGCUUGAAUCAAAACCCCCUCCCUUUUGUGACGUGUCGAGCAUCGAUACCGCGAAUUAUAGUUGAUCGCGGUCUUAAUGGAUUCCUUGGUCAAUGCGAAUCUAUGCCUUAGCAUCCAAGCAUCUUAGUCGUCAUCUCUCCGCAUCUGUAACCCUCAAUUGCGUAUUCGACAAUCCCAAACUGUCGACCCAAUCAAGCUAAUAGAAUUUGAAUUAUUAGUCUUAUUUUGAGGGUUUUUCGAUUUAGGACCACUUGACGAACGACCGAUACCACUUUUUCUUUUUUCGAUAGACGUAGCUUUUCACCUUGUAAAUACCGAAACCAUGUCUGACGGCGAAGGAUUUGUGGAGGUCGCGCACGAAGACUCUCUUCUUUCAGGCGAAGACACCGCCGGCACUGCCGCGACCGAAUCUUCACCCAAGUCCUCAGCCAAAUCUAGCAAUGGAUCUAAAGCUGAGAGUGCCGCACCGGCAAAGCGCCCGGUUGGCACUACCGCUACCACUCGUCGUCCGGGAACGACUCCCACGGUCGCCUCUAAGACGACUGCGACCUCGGCAGCUCGUGCCGCUACUGGCGGUUUGACCAAGCCUCCCGCGCGCCCUCCUUCUGGUGCCACUGUCAAGAAGCCCGCUGGCACGACUACGACCCAUAGGCCCCAGCCAUCCAUCUCGGAAGACGAGAAGAAGAAGCCCAGUAUGACUUCUGCGGCGCGUCGAACUUCGACGGUACCUAGUAGCCUAACGUCGUCUCCGGGCAAGUCUGCCACAAGACCGACCGUUUCCAGCGCUGCUACCGCAAGGAAACCCUCGCCGGCAACUAGCACUCUAGCCGCAAGAUCUGGUUCGCUCACCAAACCAUCGACUGGUACCUCGGCGUCGGCACGGACCUCGACGGUUUCUCGACCCGGAGCUUCCAGUUCGACGAUGGAGCCGAAGAAGCGAAUCUCUAAUGUCACUGGCUCGCCAUCGGGCCCGACGAGGCAUAUGGCGCGCCCAUCUACCUCGUCCGUAAUGUCUUCCGCAGCGGCAAAGGAUGUUGAAGACUUGAAGGCGAAACUUGCCGAGAAAGAGGCAGAAGUCGAGUUACUGAAAGGACAAGUUGCUUCCUCUCAAGCCAAGGUUGCAGAGUUCGAGGAAAAGAUUAAGUCCGAGACAAAUGGUGUCCAGGGUGCCGAAGAUGCUCUGCGACAAGGACACGAAGAGCUCUUGGAGACUUUGAAGUCUACCCAUGCUUCCGAAAAAGAGGCUCUGGGCACGAAGAUCUCCGAGGCCCUUGAAAAACUUAAGAUUGCCGAGGAGCAGCUUGAGGCUCAUAAGAAGCAACUUACUGACCUGACUAACUCGCAAGAAACCAAAGAGACCGAAAUCAGUGACCUCCAGAGUAAGAUAGAGUCUCUCCAGCUUGACGCAAAGGACAGUGAAGGUGCUCUGGCUAAAGCGUCCGAGGAGCAUGCUGCAGCAUUAGAGGAACUUCGGAAGUCAUUAGACGAACAGCACCAAGCCGCUGUUGAGGCCCUGAAGACUUCGCACGCGACUGAACUUGAUCAGAGCAAAGCAGCUUCGAACGAGCACGAUAAGGCCCUCGAAGAACUCAAGGCUGCUAAUGAGUCAUUGCAAAGCAAAGUUAAUGAGUUGACCUUGGCGACGGAGAAUGAAGACACCGCAAGCGCUUCCAAGCUCGCCGCGCUAGAGGCUGAACUUGCUGAGUUGAAGGCUGCUGCUGAGCAAGAUAAAGCAGCGUUAGCGGCUUCCCAAGCUGAAUUAGACGAAGUGAAGACGAAGCUGGCCGAGUCUCUCGCCGCCGCCGAUGCUACAAAUGAAGAAUUAGCUAAGGUCAAGUCUGACUUCGCUAGCCUACAGGAGGAACUUGGGCAAGCCAAAGCAGAUAUGUCGUCUAGCGCGGAUCUCGCCACCCAAAUCAAGGAGUGGGAAGACAAGUACGAGAAGUUAAAGCAGGAACACAAGGUCUCAGAGGAGACGCAUGAAAACCAACUAAAGCAAGUGUCCCAAGAUUACGAGACCGAGAUUGAGAGCCUGAAGGGCGACGCUUUCUUCAAACGCAAGUUUCAUGUCCUGGAAGAAGAGCAUAACGACCUGAAGACCAAGUACGACGAGUUAACUGGAACACAUUCGACAGCUGUUGAGACCCAUGCGACGAAACUGGAGGCUGCGAUGGCCGAACAUGCUGCUGCAGUUGCUGCCCUUUCUGCGAAGGAAGAGGAACACCAAAAGGCACUUGAUGCAUUACAGGCUAGUCAUGCAAUGGAUCUAGAAAGCGCUAAAAGCGGCGCCUCUGCCGACAAGGAAGCACACCUGGCCGAGCUCGAAGCCCUGAAGACUAGCCACGCUGAACAGAUCGAGAUCUCCAAGGCUGAGAGUGCGGCUGCCCUUGCGAAGGAGUUAGAAGCUCUAAAGGCGGCUCAUGCCGAGGCCCUUGAUACUCAUAAGCAAGAGUCGGAUACUCUGGUCGCUGAGUUGAAGUCUAAGUAUGCGCAGGAGCUUUCUGAGAAGGAUGCAGAUGGUAGCGCUCACGCUGCUCAGCUAGAGGUUCUUAAAGCUGCGGUUGAGGAAGCGCAUGCCGAAUUAGAGAAAACCAAGUCCAGCCAUGCUGAAGAGCUUGCUGCGAAGGACGCUGACAGCAGUGCCUACGCUACUCAGUUAGAAGCGCUGAAAGUGUCUCUCGAGGAAACACGCGCGGAAUUGGAGAAGGUCAAAGCUACUCAUGCUGAGGAGCUUGCUGCUAAAGAGGCUGAUGGAAGUGCCUAUGUCACUCAAUUAGAAACCUUGAAGACGGCAGUCGAGGAAGCACAGGCAGAAUUAGAGAAAGCUAAUGCGAGCCACAGCGCUGCCCUCGAAGCUUUUAAGAAGGACUACGACGAUGCGCACUCUGCCGAGAUCGAGAAAUUGAUUACGAUGCAGUCCGAAGCGGUGGAAGCUGCGAAGAAUGACGCAUCAGGCGCUCACAAGGAGGCUAUUGAAGCUCUUGGAGCGAAACACGCCCAAGCCAUCGAGGAGUUGACAAAGGAACACGAGGAAAAACUCUCCGCGGCAACAGCCGAAGCAUCUAAGCAUCUAGCUGCUGUGACAGAAAACGAGACAGCAUUGGUGGCCGUAAAGGAGGCUUUGGCUAAGGCCGAGGAACAAGCCGCGGCUCUUGAAGCUGAAUUAGCUGAUGCCAAGGCGAAGACCGCUGAGCUUGCUAAAGCUCAUGCGGAGUCUGAAGAGUUGCACCAAAAGCUUGCAGAGGCGAAGAUGAACAACGUGGAGCUCAUGGCCGAGCUUGACGCCGUGAAGAGUCAAAGGGCAGAUACUUCUGCUGUAGACGCAUUGAAGGCUGAACUCGAGGAGCUUAAGAAAUCUCAUGCCGAGGAAAUAGCAGCUGCUAAGGAGACGUCUGCGAAGUCUGCAGGUGACUUCGAGCUGCUCCAAAAGAACCACGAUGCCGUGAAGGCAGACUUUGAAUCCUUGAAAGAGCAACUAGAGGCAGCCAAGCAAGAUGCUCUCAUCGCGCAGAAAGACCUCGAAGCGCAUAAGAACGACGUGGAAGCUAAACUGAAGAAUCAGGAGGCCGACUACAAGGAUAUGUACGACAAUUUGUCGACCAUAGCCGAGGAAGAGCAGAAGAAGAGGGCAGCAGCUGAGAAGGAAGCAUCUGACAUCAAGUCAAGAUUUGCGGAGAUGGAGGCCCAAUUGAAGGUCAAAGAUGCAGAAAUCGCCGAGGCACUGGCCAAGGCGGCUCUGUCGCCAACAAAGAAAGGUCUGUCAGCAAGCAGAUUCGCCGACGGCGAGAACGGAGCGAACGAGAAGGAUACCGACUCAGAGGCUACCGCAGCUGCAGGUGAGGAGCAGGAGCCUGACCAUUCAUCGGCUGCGAUAAGCGCGCUGGCACAAGUUAAUUUAUCUCUCAAGGGCUUAAGGGCCAUCGAUGACGAAAUGAAAGACCAGAACUUGCGCAUGCUCAAGUCAAUGACAGAGGCCCACGGGGUACCUCAGAACUCGGGUUAAAAUCACGUCGAUUAUUCAUAACGACUAUUUCCUCCUCAGUCUUUUAUACUACUCAGUACGACCGACUACGAACUUCACCCUGUUUUUACGAGAAGUGAAAUACGUCGACCUAAUUCGACAUAUCCGAGGUCACGGCUUACGCUACGGACGUCAGACGGUUAUUCUCUCUUACGGGCAGCAACGCGCAAUGCGGACACGCCACCUUCUUUCGCCCCCUCAUCUGCGCUCUCGUCUGUUCGCUGCAGGCAGAGUCAGGUUUACGCUGUUGUUGGGAAUUUGUUCUAUAAUUCGGAAAACCAGACACGCUUUGUAAUGAAUAUAUUUUUCAAGGGGUUUCGGUCUCAGAUACCUAUGCUUAGGUAACCUGGUAGGCGGCGCGACAUUCUUUUUUCCCCGUCCGCCGUCUCACGGACCGCGAAAUGGGAUGAGAAGAAAGGGGAAAGUUGUAUGUAUCAGAGCUGCGGCAACGUAAUGUUGGAGGAAGAUUUAGUUGCUUUCAUCUCUUUUUUUUUUCUCUCUCUUUACCGAGGACUACGUGGAUAAUUGUAGUAGUUCCUCGUUUAGUCGAAGUUUGAAAUGGACGAUACCCCUUUUUUCUCCUGCAUAAAACCAGCCUUUUUUCAGGGGGCAAUUCGCAGUCACAGUUCGCAAUUUUAAGUGCCAUGAGAUUUG